Molecule: messenger RNA, 1386 nt
Organism: Neurospora hispaniola
Lineage: Eukaryota; Fungi; Ascomycota; Sordariomycetes; Sordariales; Sordariaceae
Exons: 2
Coding region: 1-1386 (461 amino acids)
Source: RefSeq, a predicted model, not a curated record
AUGACAGAGGACACGAAGGAGCAUCCCCUCCUAACAAGGUUUCCCGAUGACGCCGAUUGGGAAGAGUUCGACAACCUGUCGCUGCUCAGGCAAUGCUUAAUUCGCGACAUUCCUAGCGAAGAGAUUAGCCGUGACAACAAAAUACGCCUUCUGCAGAAUUUCUCAAAGAAGCACGUCACCGAAAUCAGAAAGAUCCCCUGGCGCCGUAGUCCAAGCCGCGUUACUCGUGAAGAAAAAAGCUUGCGCUUGAACAAACUUCCUUACCAAGUUGCACAGGUAAAGGACAGGAGUAGCUUAGACAGAACGGUGUUAUGGAAAGAUUUUACCCUUCGCGAUGAGAAAAAAGUAACUUGUGUUGUUGCCUUCAAAGAAAUACCGUCCUGCACCUGUCCAUCGCAACCUACGUUGGUACCAGCCGCCGCCACCACUACCGCAACUAUUGCCCUGGAGGUACCUACACCGACAGCGAAUAUUGUUCAGCAAUCUAUUGAGCGCAAAGAGAAAGAUGAUCAUGGCGUGGGAAGCUCGAGCUCAUCCAAGAAACAAGCCGACAGAAACACUCAAGUUAACGACAAGCCAGAGGUCAGCCAACGUCCUUCUCAAUCGCCUUCAUUACUCUCCUCCUCUUCAUCCAACCUUCCGACUCCUUCUCAGUCCACUACCAACGAACAAGAGCUCCUGAUCCCUCCUCAUACUCAACAAGCCUCUACGUCUAAAGAUAUACUCCCUCAACUCAAGGGCCCAAAUCCCGCAGCUGCUGUAUCCCUGCAAAGAAGCACGUCCGCUCCGCCCACAAGUAACUCGGAGCCUAUGCGUCUGGAGCUGAAGCAGCAUGAGGCACAAGAGCAAGCACAAAAGUCACCACAAAGUGUUUCUCAGGACUGUAAUCCGGCUUCGGCCAAGUUCUUGUCUUCUGUUCCUUCAAUUCACCAUCCGAACUCGAACGCCUCUGCCCCUCACGCCAACACUCCUGAACAAGCCGGCCCGACACCGGUCCUCUCAGCUAAUGGCGUUGAUGCUCACAAUUCUGCUGCCACCACUGCAGCCGUCACUGCCCAGACCGCUCCUCCUGUUUCUACUGACGACAUCCCAGGUGAUCUCGGUUGUUCUUCGCCAGUUAGUAACCCAGAUACCGAUGUUCUCAAAAAGCAAGCAGCCAGGUUGGUGCGGAAGUGCCGUCAUCUCGAAAGGAAAUCGGCUCGCAUUGAGAAGCACUUGAAACGCGGAAUGGAUAAGAUUGACAGGGAGUACAAGAUAGAGCUCAUGAAGCUUAAGGAGAAGCGCAAGAUCAAGUACAUGAGAAUCGAGAAGAAAUGGGAGCAUGAUAUGAAGGCACUCAAGCAUCAGAGAGAAAAGCUCGAGGAGAAGUUGAAGGAUUUGGACUGA